AUGAUGAUCGCUCCGUUCAAGUGGACGAGUGCGUAUCGUCGAGUCAUUGGCGGGAACGAAGACGACGUGUCGUGGUCGAAUUGGAUGCCCCACCAGGAUCCUCGUGCUAAUUGUGAUCAUGAGCAGCAUCAUACAGCAGCGCUGCUUGAUCAGGGGCACUUGAGAGUCUCCGACAGCUGUGCUUUGACUUGA
Penicillium vulpinum is the source of this 192-nucleotide messenger RNA. RefSeq lists its product as uncharacterized. The transcript is spliced from 2 exons. The record is from RefSeq and is a predicted model, not a curated record. The coding region runs from base 1 to 192 and encodes 63 amino acids. NCBI's taxonomy places the organism in Eukaryota, Fungi, Ascomycota, Eurotiomycetes, Eurotiales, Aspergillaceae.